Molecule: messenger RNA, 3271 nt
Organism: Hypomesus transpacificus
Lineage: Eukaryota; Metazoa; Chordata; Actinopteri; Osmeriformes; Osmeridae
Exons: 2
Coding region: 1872-2864 (330 amino acids)
Molecular function (GO): zinc ion binding
Source: RefSeq, a predicted model, not a curated record
GUUCUAUGGGCGCAUGUGAAGCCCUCUGUGACAUGCUUGCGUGUAAAAAGGGCUAUACAAAUAAAUUUGAUUUGAGAGCUAGUUCACUGUGAAGGAUUUUGGCAAGGCUAUAUCCUCCACUGCAUUAGUAUUGUUAUCUGAUUUUUCAUCUGUACAUUGUCGUAAGAUAUGAACGAAAUGAAAACGAACACGUGAUGAAACAAGACCAAUUGGUGUCUGGUUUAAUGAGUAAUUGAAACACCUGCUCUGGCGGAUCAUUUGUCGUUGAUUUAAUGCAGUCGGAGUUGGCCUUAACAAAAGUUUAUGAUCAUGAAAAAGUAUCCCUGGUCCAGCAUGUAAAAUAUUGACAAUUGUUUUCCAGAAUGAGCGAGCUUAAAGAGAAUGAUUCAAUUUAUAUAGCACAGCUUGACUCAGGGCUGAGGUGCAAAUGGAGCUGGGCCUGGCUAAAGAUCGAGGUCAAGACCCAUGUGAAGGGGAUUGGCACUUCUCUUUGGGCCGCUACCCACACGGUUAGCUUUGUUGCUCAUUCCACAAAUGCACGAUCCUUACAAGUUGUACCUCGUUGUAAAGGUGACUAAUCAGGCUUUCCAACGAUAUAAAACACAAUUGGCCUUAUUCGAUCAGCGUCACAAUAGCCUGCCAUUUUGUUGUCAUAGAAAGCCCCCACCCCCACGUAGCUAGACAGCAGUUGACAGAUUUGGGACAGUAGUAUGCUAUGGCUUCAAUAAAUGAAAUUAGAUAUGUGGAUAAAUUACGUUUGGUUGGAGGAGUGGAUCCUUAUAAAAUUGAUGUUGAAGAUAUGAGUAAAGACCCAUUACAGUUACCACUGAUUGAAUAUGGUGACAUUUACAAUGAUCUAAUUAACACUUCUUCUGCUUAUACGGGCCAGUCACUGAAGGCUUACAAGUCACUGGACUCAUACAAUUAUUUCAUUUCUGGCAAAGUGAGCGAUAUUUUAACUUUUGUGCCACCAACGUCAUCAUCAUCGGCCUUAAAAUUCGUUGUGACAGCAAAGGUAUGUACAAAUGUGUUUUUAAUUAUGAUCCAAUGGUUGUCAGUUUGCCAACGUAAAUUGACUAGCUAACGAUAACGUUAGCCUAGUAGCUAGAUAAUGUUAGCUAACGACGUUGUGAAAACUCAGCUGGUAUGCUGUCAGUGAAAGCUUUAGCUACACAGCUAAUUUUACCUACAAGAGUUGGGCAAAAUAGCUACACAAAUUUAGGCUUGGUGCAAUGCCAAUGCAUGCUAGCUAACGUUAGUCAGUUAACGUUAGCUAAUGCCACAUUAGAUGCAACUUGCUGCUAGACCAGAGAGCAAUCUCCAGCUACACUUGUUAUGCAAGCAGCAGUCUAGUCUUAAAGAAUAGUUACCAAGUGAAUGAAUACGUUGUAGCCUAAUCUGCCAUUUGACUCCUAAACAGAAUCUGCCACUUCUGACCUAAAACUAUUGUGUGCACAAAAGUGACAUAACUACUGCACAAUUUGUGUUCUUAUUUCCACACAGGUGAAGCACAGUCAGAAGUUAAGUUCCCCGCCCCUGAAGCCAUGGGUGAUUGCCCAAGAGGAUGGCUUAAUCCUGACUGCCCACUGUACGUGCAUGGCAGGACUAGGGGAGACUUGCAGCCAUGUUGGAGCAGUUCUUUUUACAGUGAAGACAGCUGUAACACUCCGUGACUCAAAGACGGUGACCCAACAACCAGCUUAUUGGCUUUUGCCGGGUGGAACCGAACCAAAGUACCUUGAGGUAGAAAAAAUUGAUUUCACUCCCAAGUCACAGUCAACCUCAAGCUGGACAAAGCAUUGUUAGAAGGAACGUCAACAGAAUAUAAAGGAAAAAAGCUACCUGAUGUGUCAGAGCCAACCGAUGAGGAGAUGGCUUCCUUUUUUAGUCAGAUAAAUGCCACUGGUGACAAAGCAGUCUUACUCUCUGUCUUGCCAGACUAUGCUGAGCUCUAUGCUCCAGUUACAAAUACCAGUACAUCCCAGCCCCUGAGUGAGCUAUUUGACGAACAGUGUGUAUCCAUGGCAAAUGAUGAGUUACUUCUACAUUGCAGUGCUAUAGAAGUUGACAUUUCUCAAAGGCAAGCUGAAGCGAUUGAACAGCAGACAAGAGGACAGUCUAAGAGCAAAGUCUGGUACAGAUAUAGGGCUGGCAGAGUUACAGCCUCACGCAUGAAAGCUGUUUGUUGCACACCUCUGGAGAGUCCAUCACCAAGUCUCAUCAAAAGCAUCUGUUACCCUCUGAGCACUGGGUUGACAACCAAAGCAACCGCUUGGGGAUGCGAUCAUGAACAGCUGGCACUAAGUUACUAUUGUCAGCAGAUGAUUUCACACGCUACCUUUACAUGUGAAAGAAGUGGUUUGGUAAUCAAUCCAGAGCUGCCUCACAUGGGGGCUACACCUGAUGGGAUGAUUCAUUGUGAUUGCUGUGGUGAUGGUGUAGUGGAAGUGAAAUGCCCAUUUUGUGCACGAGAAUGUGCCAGCCUGAAGGAAUGUGUAGACAGCAGAUUCUGUUUGGAGGACUCAAAUGGCAAAUUACAGCUCAAACAUUCACAUUCCUACUAUUAUCAAGUCCAGACACAGCUCCUAGAAAGCAACAGGGAGUUUGCAGAUUUUGUCGUAUGGUCAGAACAUGAUGUACACAUAGAGCGGAUAGAACCAGAUGUGGAACUGUUGGAGCUACUGAAGUCCAAAUCCAGAGCCUUCUUUUACAGAGCCAUCCUCCCAGAGCUUGUGGGAAAACUUAACUCAAGGCCAUUCCAUCAGCAAUGCCAAUCAGCAAAACCAACGGGACUGAAAAGCCCGUGGUCGGCUGUCAUCUCAGGGCACAGCCAGGCAAAAGGCUACCACUCCUGGAACCAGUGACUGGAGGACCCCGACCACUGGUGGGGCCGUGCUGGCGGCCCCCAGCCGAGCAGCCCGUGGUCGGCUGUCAUCCCAGGGCACAGCCAGGCGAAUCCCUCCAGAAUCUAGUUGAUACCUCAGGACCCCUAACCAGCUCACUCCUGUAAAAACUCAGCAAAGCUGUGAAAAAUAGAAACUGUUCUAGACAUUAACUAAACUACCCUUUAACCGAACACUGUCAUGAUUUUCAAACUCAACACUUAGUUUUUAAUGGAUUUUAAGUGUGCUAAAAAAUGCUGAUGAUGACUCAGUGAAAUGUUUCCGUUUGAACAAAUGGUAUUAUGGGGGCGUCACAAACAAAUGGGGGGGUCAGAUGGCUGAGCGGUGAGGGAGUUGGGCUAGUAAUCAGAAGGUUGCCAGAUCGAUUC